UCAUUCAUUUGUCGAGAGAGAGAGAGAGAGAGAGAGAGAGAGAGAGAGAGAGUUAUAUAGAGUAGUACCGUGGAGUUCUGAUUUGGAAUACGAUUACUAUAUUCAAAGGAAAGACGAACAAGAAAUAACAAGUCGAAGGAGAAGAGAGAAAACAGAUAUCCUCCAUUCCUCCUCACGUGUGCAUGCGUCAUGCAGCAGCAGAACCACCCCAACGCCAGUCGUCUUGUCCCUUUGUCUCAUUAUGACGUCACAGAGCUAAAAUUGGAAAAUGGCCAGUUGGCCAUGCAUGGGUUUGGUGCGCUUCUUCGUACAGCCCAAUCAAAGCCCACAUGGAGCAGGAGCAGGGCUUGUGACACAUUGGAAUCAAUUGUCGAUCAAGCUACAUGCCACAAACGUGACCCAAAUAUCAUCCGCCAUGACCAGACCCCGGCAAACACAAGCUCGGUGGUUGCAUCCUCCGGCGAAACAUGGACCGACAGCUCUGUCCAGUUGCCGCCGGCACAGGGGUGGAUAAGAAAACGCAGUCGAUCAGAUUCCGGCUUCUUCGAGAAUAAUUUUAGUACUAAUAGCAUUCAUGAAGAACAUGCAGAUCCCAGCAGUUGUGCUAGUCCCGGUGCUAGUGUUAGAUUGUGCAGGGACAAUCAUACAACUACCUCUACGUUAGUUUCUUUUGAGUCUCCUCCCAGUUUGAAGACCAAAAGCACCGACGGGGAUUCAGCCUCUCACGGAGGACUGCAGGAAAACCGAGAUGAUGGCCGGAAAACCACCAAAGGUGGCCAAUCAAGCCGUUCACACUCAACAAGACCAGGGCGAGCUGCUGCUGUUCAUAAUCAGUCAGAGCGGAAACGAAGAGACUUGAUUAACCAGAAGAUAAAAGCGCUGCAAAGGUUGGUGCCAAAUGCAAGUAAGACUGAUAAAGCUUCAAUGCUUGAUGAGGUGAUCAAAUACUUGCAACAACUUCAAGCUCAAGUCCAAAUGAUGCAUAAUCUGAGAAAUUUCAUGCCUAAUGGCCACAUGAAUAUGAAUAUGAUGGUGCCUUUAGAAAUGAUGCAGCAGCAGCAGCAGCAGCAACAUCUUCAUCAAAUGUCACUCCUCGCUCAUAUGGGAAUCGGAAUGGGAACGCGCAUUCAUCCUGCGCCGGUUGUGGCUGCCGCUCUUCCUUCUUUCAUGCCGCCAUUUAUGAUGCCGCUGUUAAUGCCACCACACCCUCCUCCUCAAGCAAAGCCUGAACCAACCAGCACGAAUAAUGGUUCAGACCCUCUACCUGAUCCAUAUUGUGCCCUCCUAGCACAACAAUCAAUGAAUAUGGACCUGUUCAACUGGAUGGCGGCUCACUAUUGCCAACAAGUCACUCCGGCAACAGCAGCGUCAAGCAGCCAGCCGCAGGCAAACGAUGUUCGAAGGAACUAAUGAGGACUCACCUAGCUUCGGGAGAUAAUAGUUUACGUGAUAAGAGAAAUACUAAUAUACGAUCUAGACCCGGUAAAAUGCGACUAAUUCCAACGUUCUCUGAAUUACUAAUGGUCUUGUAUGCUUGGACUUUUCAAUU
Messenger RNA from Pyrus x bretschneideri (Chinese white pear), 1549 nucleotides. RefSeq names its product transcription factor PIF7-like. Gene Ontology annotation, molecular function: protein dimerization activity. Gene Ontology annotation, cellular component: nucleus. The coding region runs from base 190 to 1410 and encodes 406 amino acids. The transcript has 6 exons. The record is from RefSeq and is a predicted model, not a curated record. NCBI's taxonomy places the organism in Eukaryota, Viridiplantae, Streptophyta, Magnoliopsida, Rosales, Rosaceae.